UAACCUUGAAUAUAACUUUAUAACUUUACUGUUUUUCCAGAGUUCUUCUUCUGCUUCUGCUCAGAGUUUUACUUCUCCUUCAGAAAACAAUCGAAAUCAGUAUCGCCUCUCUUGUCGCCUCGCCUACAAAGAUGUUCAAGAAGUUUUCUCAUGAAGAUGUAUCUGCCCAGAAUCAAGUCAAGGCAUCUGUACAACGUAGAAUCCGACAAAGUAUUGCCGAUGAGUACCCAGGUCUGGAGACCGUGAUGGACGAUUUGCUUCCGAAGAAAUCACCUCUUGUUGUUGUUAAAUGUCAAAAUCAUCUGAAUCUGGUUGUGGUGAACAACGUGCCAUUGUUUUUCAACAUUCGGGAUGGUCCGUAUAUGCCUACACUUCGUCUGCUUCAUCAAUAUCCGGAGAUAAUGAAAAAGCUACAAGUUGAUAGGGGUGCUAUUAAGUUUGUCCUUGCUGGUGCAAACAUAAUGUGUCCAGGCCUUACCUCUCCUGGAGGUGUUUUGGAUGAUGAAGUGGCGGAAGAAACUCCAGUGGCUAUAAUGGCUGAAGGGAAGCAACAUGCCCUUGCUAUUGGCUUUACAAAAAUGUCCGCGAAAGACAUAAAAGCAAUCAACAAAGGUAUUGGCGUGGACAAUAUGCAUUAUCUCAAUGAUGGCCUUUGGAAGAUGGAGCGGUUGGAUUGAAAAUGAACAAGGAGCAACUGUAGCAAUUAUGAGAGUUGUAUGGUUAUGCCAGGUAGUUGUAAGUUGUUACAUCUUAGUACAUGUUGAUGUCGCUUUCUUUUGUGGGUCAUCAAAGAUUUUCUUACUGCUUACAAAAUAUAGGGAUCAAAUAUAACUGGCUUGAUUUUGUCUUUAUAUUUAUAGACAAGUUGAACGAAAAUAUGAAAAAAAGAAAAGAAGAAAUUUGCUACUAA
Molecule: messenger RNA, 910 nt
Organism: Papaver somniferum (opium poppy)
Lineage: Eukaryota; Viridiplantae; Streptophyta; Magnoliopsida; Ranunculales; Papaveraceae
Product: malignant T-cell-amplified sequence 1 homolog
Exons: 8
Coding region: 132-677 (181 amino acids)
Biological process (GO): formation of translation preinitiation complex
Molecular function (GO): RNA binding
Source: RefSeq, a predicted model, not a curated record